AUGGAGAAAGAGAUUCUGGAUUACGUGUUGGUGCCUGUGGGACUUACAGUGAUGGCCGCCUAUCACCUGUGGCUGCUCCGCCAGAUCAUCCGGCGCCCCUCCACCACCGUCCUCGGCAUCAACGCCGCCAGCCGCCGCCUCUCCGUCAUCGCUGUCCUAAUGUCGGGUGGCGGAGCGCCAGGUGUUGGCAGCAGUGGGCCACACCGGCCGGUCUACAAGGACAGCAAUAGUAGGCUCGGUUUCUCCAUCAAGUUCUUCUCGAUACAAGUGUGUUUUCUCGGGGCUUUCCUUCUGCACGUGCAGUCGAUACGUUACUACAGCCACGCGAGCAUGCUCAUAAACGUGCCCAACAACAUGAACAAAGACAAAAACAAGAAUAUCGGCUUUUGUAAGGACCGAGUGACGGUCGAGUACGUGUGUGGGACCGUGAAUCGGGCCAGCCAUUUUUGGUCAUUGGGCCUUCGGGCUUUUUACUUCUCGUUCCCUCUGUUUCUGUGGAUUUUCGGGCCGGUCCCCAUGUUCUCGUGCAGCGUCUUGCUCGUUUUCUUGCUGCAUUUUCUGGAUUUCGUCGUGGAAGAUCGCGUGUUGGUGGAAGAGGGGCAGAACGGUAAUUGCACCGGGGACGAUGAUCACGAUAACUAUGAUUACAUCGUUUAA
Striga hermonthica is the source of this 657-nucleotide messenger RNA. The record is from the annotation of a GenBank genome assembly. Lineage: Eukaryota; Viridiplantae; Streptophyta; Magnoliopsida; Lamiales; Orobanchaceae.